Messenger RNA from Priapulus caudatus, 4431 nucleotides. RefSeq names its product pyruvate kinase PKM-like. The transcript is spliced from 13 exons. Gene Ontology annotation, molecular function: pyruvate kinase activity; potassium ion binding; magnesium ion binding. The record is from RefSeq and is a predicted model, not a curated record. Lineage: Eukaryota; Metazoa; Priapulida; Priapulimorpha; Priapulimorphida; Priapulidae. Bases 309 to 2030 code for a protein of 573 amino acids. Gene Ontology annotation, biological process: glycolytic process. Gene Ontology annotation, cellular component: cytoplasm.
GUUAAAAUGAGUUCAGGAUCGCUUAGAAACCUAAUUGGAACCGGUAGCUCUGGAAAUCUAAAUCCACAUGUCUUGCCACCAUCUGUUCAGUGUUAAUCACUAGCUGCAGUGCCUAUCAUCAAUACUGACCAACCGAGGGAGAUUCGAUACGCACACACACAGUCAACAGUAUUUCUAUGCGUACUGUUCGCUUGCACCGAUAAGCUUGAAGAUUGGACUAACUACGCCUACAAUUAGUGUGUUUGUGAACAUUUGAGGCGGCCUAUAACCUGAACUAGACCCGCCUGGUGCUAUAUAAGAGUGUGGCGAUGUCGUCCCCAUCUCUGGCGUCAUCGGGCGAUUCGAACGUAUCACUGAGUAAGGGACCGAGGAUCGAGUUACCUGAUGGCGACCACUCCCAUGACGUCCUCUCUAACCUCCAGCGGCGGAUCGCCAGCUUCCCCAGCGGCUCGCGGCUGGUGCUGGAGGCUGAAGACUACUUGCUCCAGGAGCAGCAGCAGCAAGCUGCCGACCAGGUGACCCACCUUGAGCACAUUGCUGCUCUCGAUAUCGACUCGCCACCGCAUCUUAUGCGAAAGUCUGGCCUGAUAUGUACAAUCGGUCCAGCUUCGAAUGCAGUUUCCACCCUGAAGGAGAUGAUGAAAGCAGGAAUGAACAUUGCCCGCAUGAACUUUUCCCACGGUUCCCAUGAGUACCAUGCGCAGACGAUAGCCAACGUGCGAGCGGCUGUAGCAGAGUUUGAAUCAGUGAGGCCUGUUGCCAUCGCGCUGGAUACCAAGGGACCGGAGAUCAGGACUGGGUUGCUAGAAGAUGGCCCCUCAGCAUUGAUCACCAUGGAGAGACACGACAAGGUGCGCAUCACCACCGACGAGCAGUUCAUGGAGAAGUGCAGCAAGGAGCUUAUCUGGGUCGACUAUAAGAACAUUGUGAAGGUAGUCGCCCCUGGCGACAGGAUAUUCAUCGACGAUGGUCUGAUCGCUCUGAAGGUGCUCGAGAGAGGAAAGGAUUACGUGGACUGUGAUGUAUCUAACGGUGGCCUGCUCGGCAGUAAGAAGGGCGUCAACCUGCCCGGCAUAGAGGUUGACCUCCCCGCUGUGUCUGAGCGCGACAGGCUCGACCUGCUGUUUGGCGUCGAACAGGGAAUAGACAUGGUGUUUGCGAGCUUCAUCCGCAAUGCCGACGGCGUGAAAGCAAUCCGUGAGAUCUUCGGCGAGGAAGGCAAGAACAUCAAGAUCAUCGCCAAGAUCGAGAACCACGAGGGGGUGUACAAGAUUAACGAGGUCAUUGAUGAGGCAGACGGAAUUAUGGUUGCUAGAGGUGACCUGGGCAUCGAGAUUCCUCCAGAGAAGGUGUUCCUCGCACAGAAGAUGAUUAUUGCUCGCUGCAACAGCGCCGGGAAGCCAGCGAUCUGUGCGACGCAGAUGCUGGAGUCGAUGGUGACCAACCCGCGGCCGACACGCGCCGAAGGCAGCGACGUCGCCAACGCCAUUCUGGACGGCGCCGACUGCGUCAUGCUGUCGGGCGAGACCGCCAAGGGCAAGUACCCUCUGGAGGCUGUCAAGAUAAUGCACGAGAUCUGCAAAGAGGCUGAAGCCGCCGUCUUUCAGAAACAGUUGUUUGAGGAGCUGAGAGAGCUGACCCCCGUGCCCACCGACCCGGCUCAUACUAUCGCCAUAGCAACGGUUGAGGCGUCUCUUAAAGCCCAGGCUGCAGCUAUCAUUUGCAUCACGACAACUGGCAGGUCUGCGUAUCUGAUCUCACAGUACCGGCCACGCUGCCCCAUCCUGACCAUCACUCGCAGCGGACAGGUGGCGCGUCAGUCGCAUCUUUAUCGCGGAGUAUUCCCACUGCACUACACCAAGGACCGCGAUCCGGACUGGGCAACGGACGUCGACAAUCGCGUAAAGCGCUGCAUCGAGAUGGGCAAGAUGCGUGGCUUCAUCCAGGAGAGCGAUCCUGUCAUGGUUGUCACAGGAUGGCGAAAGGGCGCCGGCUUCACCAACACCAUGCGCAUCAUCUUUGCCGAUUAGUCGCCAUGGCAAUCGCGCUGGUGCGCGCAUGUUACAUCGUCGCUUGCCUCUCUUUUUAUCGUUCUCUCACUCGAAUGCCAACGCGAGAGGAUAUUAGCGUGUCGCCUGCUGUCGUAAUUUUUCCUCGUUUUUGUUUUUGUUUUGUUAUUCGGAAACGCGAGAGCGUGACCACGUCUCGGUUUUGCAUGCUCGUUUCAUCGUAGGAGCGUGAGAGAGAGCUUUGUGCCCUGCGUCGUAUCGCUCUCUGUCACGGCUUUGUGUGUGAGAGAGAGAACACUGUGCUUCGCUGUCGUGCGUGAAUGCACGGUAGCAUGUGUGUCUGUUGGGGGUAAACCCGUCGUGAGGGUAGACGUCAAGUUUGGGGUUCUGCCCGUUGUUGGAAUUUUUACUUCUGCGUGCGUGGGCGAAUACAGUGGGCGAGUAGGAAUUGAGCAUAUCUGUGGGCUGUCACGAGUGCGUGUCGGAUAGUUCUGUUGGAUAGUUAGAUCAGAUAUUUGUUAUCGGGUUUAUCGAUGAAAUAUAUUAUGACCAUAUUGACGAUAGUAGGGAGUGUGUCGCAUCAUGGUUAGGUCCGUUCGUGUGUACGUAUGUGUGUGUGUGUGUGUGUGAGUAUGUACAUGUACAUUAAUUAGGGGUUUGUGUGGAAAGUAUAGGCUGAUGGAGUUAGUAGUUGGUGAUGUUGGUUUGGGAACAGAGUAGACCUACACUUGUACAGAGAGUGCUUCGUAUGAAGAGUAAUGCUGAAUCUUAAUUUAGGUAUGCUGCUGAACCAUUGAGUCACGCCACACUUGGCUUUGUUGUGUCUUCCUUUUUCUCUGACCAUCUCUGUGUCCCUUUCUCACCCGUCUCUCUCUUUCACACAGUUGUAUACGUUCUCUGCCACCCCCUCAUUUACUAGUUCUCCACUUGCUAUCGUACACUCCCACCUUGUACCUUCUUCCCUUGUCUCUCAUCUCUAGUUCUCUGUUCCUUUCCCUUGCUCCCCUUUUGCUUUCUUACUCUCUUGUCUCCUCACUCAAUCUCUCAUGAAUCCGUUUCCCUUCCUCUCUCUCUCUCUCACUUUCUCUUCCUCUCGCUCUCUCUCUAUUGCUCUGGUUUACAUUCACGAACUUCUGUUUGCUUAUAUAUUUAGUUUUCCAGCAGAGAGCGUUUCUGUCCGCUAGUUUUAGCUGAAAUGCUGUAAAGCUUGCAGUGCCAAUUUCUGACACUCGUAUAUGCAUAUAUAAUAGGUAUGUGUGUAUGUAUAUAUAUAUAUAUACAUACAUACAUAUCCUCUAGCACUGCCUGGUUCGGCCGGGAGACUGCUAUAGCUUUUUGAGUGUGUGAGCGAGAUGAAGGGAUGGAGACUGAAGUUGUGUUAGACAAUGAGUUGCAGGCGAGGUAGUUCACUGCUGGCAAUGCCUGGGACGCAGCCAGCAAAAACUGCUGAAGUUUAAGUAAACUCAACUCUCAGGAGUCCCAUGUUUUCUCUGGUUGCCUUGUGCGUCUAGCCAAAAUAGAAGAGAGCAGCUAUUGAAAAAAAUAACCCGAAAAUAGUAAAAAUGCGCACCGAACUCGACUAGUGGUGGAAAUAAGGUUGGGGACGAGUCUUUCUUCUGAACCUGGCCCUUUGUCGUGCACGAAUUGUGAACUCACAGCGUGUAACGCCAAGCAUAUCAUCGCACUAACACCAUCAAAAGAAAGAGUGAGACAUAAAGAGAAGCAGUCAGGUCGUGGGAAAAUGCACCAGGUAUGCAUGCCGGGGACAUUACCACCAUCUGGUGCGCAGGCUCCAUGUGAUGCCAAAGCAUCGCAAACUCAUUCCCAAGGUGUUUAGAGUGGUCACUGGUGGUGAUAUCUAGUCUGAUCUCAUGCACGCCAUGGGUGUGUCAUGGUUCGUACAUGGCAGGGGGCGCCGCUGGCUGGUCGCGCUGCUAUAUCGAUGUUGUCGCAAUUCACGCACGCACUGUCAGCUGUUGGGCAGUGCGUAUGCGGUCGCCGCGUGGCAGGAACGAAUUUCGCACGUGCAUUUUUAGGAAAUCUCAAUGUGUUCACUGUCAGUUCACACGGUCUGGCGUUACUGCCACAUGCUUUUCCCUCUUCGUGCACGAAUCAUGUUAAACGCAUGCGUACGCUUUAAGAAAGUCCCUGUGGUGGAUCCGUCGUUUUCGGUGUAACAGCGCAUCGCCCGUAUGCUGGCAAAACUUGUUCACUAGUCCUGCGCAUUGUUUAUUUAUUGUGCCUACAGUUAUAUAUAGUAUGAAAUCUCUUUAAAUAUCCUCGCAAAUUUAAAAUUAAUUGUGAUGCGUGCCAGUGGUGCACAAGAUUCGUCGAAUUGGCAGUUAUAUUCUCUGGUAUACAAUUCUUUUUAAAUGCUGUAUGGCAUGUUGUUGGAAAUAAAACGCUAUGAUGUUUAUCUGGA